CGCCUUCCCGGGAUCGUCACUGCAGAGCAGGCUGCCUUGUAGGCGGACAGAAAUGGACUCAGAAAUCAAGGAAGAAAUUCCUCUGCAUGAGGAAUACAUUUUAUGUGGCGGAGUUGAAACCCAAGUUCUAAAAUGUGGGCCCUGGACUGACCUCUUUAAUGAUGAAAGUGCCCACAAGCCUAAGCUGCUUAUUUUCGUUAUUACUGGUAACCCAGGAUUUUCUGCCUUUUAUGCGCCAUUUGUAAAGGCUUUAUACUCUUCAAUAAACAGGCGCUUUCCGGUUUGGGUUAUCAGUCAUGCUGGGCAUGUUCUAGCCCCCAAAGACAAGAAGAUUCUUGCAGCCUCAGAUGAUCCAAAUGCUCAAGAAAUUGAGGACAUCUAUGGACUCCGUGGUCAAGUAGAACAUAAACUAGCUUUCCUGAGAACCCAUGUGCCAAAAGAAACGAAACUGGUGCUCAUUGGCCAUUCAGUAGGCUGCUAUAUUUCCCUUCAGAUUCUGAAGCACGCGCCUGAGCUCCCAAUAAUUCGCUCCAUUCUGCUCUUCCCAACAAUUGAGCGAAUGUCCGAGUCACCGAACGGCAGGAUCGCCACUCCGUUGUUGUGCUGGCUUCGAUAUGCUCUCUAUGCUUCUAGCUACUUACUGCUUAAACCAUGUCCGGAGACAGUCAAGUCCUGGUUUGUGAGAAUGAUCCUUCAGAGGAUGAACCUGCGGGGUGAAUUUUUGGUUCAGAAUGUGUUGGAACCUUUCUGCAUUGCUAAUGCUUUAUACCUUGGGGGCCAGGAAAUGAUGGACGUGGUGAAGAGAGACGACGAAAUCAUAAAGGAACAUUUAUCUAAGCUUAUAUUUUACUACGGAACUAGAGAUUCUUGGUGUCCAGUAGAGUACUAUGAAGACAUGAAGAACAGUUUCCCAGACGGAGAUAUUCGGCUCUGUGAGAAAAAUCUUCCUCAUGCUUUCGUCCUCCACUCUUACCAGGAAAUGGCUGGCAUGGUCGCCGACUGGCUGAAGGACGACCUGUCCAAAGUAGAAAUGACGACAUAAAGAAACGGGCUGACAGCUGGGAGGGACAUGGAGGCAGCAGGGUGCUGACUCCUAGUAGUGACUAGUAGACUUAGUAGAUAAGUGCUUAGCAAUGUUUGAUGUUGGAAGAGGGAAAAAAGUGAAAACCUUUUGGCUUAAAACUACCACCUUCUCGUGCUACAGGCCGAAGUAAACCCAGUGGAUGAAAUGCUCCAUAGGUUCCGCCACACUUUCCAAGACUCAGGGACACAGUGACCUAAGCAGGUGUCUGUCUGAUGCUUGCAUGAGGUGCCUGGGGCACCAUACCCUUUCCUCGGUAAGCAGGACCCUUGCAGACCAGAGGAGGUCUAAAUGUAGUGUAUUUCCUUGAGUCACAGUGUAGGAAGGCUGUCCUGGGGAUUAGGAAACAUGAGGCCAGGAAACGUCGGUGUACAGUGAGCUCGGAGGGGCAUCAGGUCAGGAGAAGGACACUCGUGUUCCAGCAGCAGGAGUGACGGGCAGUGCAUCUCGCCAGUGGACCUGAAUCGCCCUUAGGGACAGAGGGCGAAGAUCAGCCCAAACUAACUUCACAGAGGUCUUGGCUGAGACCGGCAGAAUCAGAUCCAGUACCCAGACAGCCCGCAGACCGAUGUCACAACACCAAGUCAACCGUUUGGCCACCAGGGCACAGCCAAGCAGCGCUGCCUCAGAGGCGGCACUGGCCGGCGUCCAUCUCUGAGAAGCUUUCUGGAGGAGUGUGACUUCCUGGUCUACGUGCAUUAGAGAACAGAGUUCACCGACAUCCCUCUGAUCCACACCGGACAGGAGCUGAAGGAUCCUCGCUGUGCCUCCCGCCACAAGACAGCCAGCGAGCCGCGUGCCGAGCCUCGGCCCGCCGGGCUGGGGGCUCCCUGCAGCCCUGCUCUCCUGGCGGAGCGGCCGUGCAGUUCCCAGUCGUCCUGGACCUGCCCUGUGCGCGCCCCGUCUGUGGAUGCUUCCCCACUGGAGUCCGUGGAGGGCCACGCAGUGAGCCUCAUCCGGCGCUAGGCGCUGUGGAUAGUCUGAGCUGUAUUGUGAUUGUUUUCUUCUGACAGUCUGCUAGUAAGUAAUUUUCCAGCGUGUCUUUAAUUGCUGAAUAGAGAAUUGCCAUAAAUGAUUGUUCUAUUUCUGCAUUAGCAUAUUAGUUGGAGAGAAAUCAUUUUGCUAAUGAACCAAAACAAGUCAUUCCAUUAUGUAGACUGAUCUUCUCAGGACACCUUGAGAUCCAGUAGAGAAGCAGCCGUUCCCUGGCCGGAUGAGCUAACAGUGCCGCUGCCUUCCCCAGACUGACAGCCCCGGGCCGGGCUGGUAAAUCCCACGGACCUGAGAAACAUGCACUCUCCUGCAGCAGUGCCUCGGGCUUACGGACAUGGGGUAUUGGCCUUCCUGUAAAACCUAAAGCCCGCUGGCGACAGGUUCAGCCCUGAUAGGCUGCCAACCCCGCGGUGAGCUGAGCACGUUGCUUGCAGGCAGGGCUUCUGCGUCAGAGCAGUACUUUGGAGGGAAAGAUCCAAGCUCCAGGCAAGGAGCGCUCUUGGCCAGAGGGGAGCCAGUCCGCACAUGGCCCUCGGCACAGGCCUGCACCCUGUUGCUCUGGCAUCCGCGCGGGUAGGCCUAGAAAUCGGUGCUGGCAGCUGGACCCACGGCUGGCGGGCCUCGUGCAGGAGAGGCUCAGUGUACCAACUCGCGCACUUGGGCCGGUCCAGGGCGAAUCAUGCUACUGAAAUCAAGACUAACGUCCCCAGCGUUUCUGUGUUAUUUUACAACAUCAUUCCAUGUUUCAAAAGUCCACGUAUAUAAAAUUAUACCAUUUUGUUUUUCAGAGCUUAAAAAUAUGGUAAAAAAUAAAAUAUUGCUGGCUCUUAUUUCCUGUUUACCA
This is a messenger RNA of Molossus molossus (Pallas's mastiff bat), 2918 nucleotides long. RefSeq names its product lipid droplet associated hydrolase (gene LDAH). Bases 53 to 1042 code for a protein of 329 amino acids. Gene Ontology annotation, cellular component: lipid droplet. Gene Ontology annotation, molecular function: lipase activity. Gene Ontology annotation, biological process: lipid storage. NCBI's taxonomy places the organism in Eukaryota, Metazoa, Chordata, Mammalia, Chiroptera, Molossidae. The record is from RefSeq and is a predicted model, not a curated record. The transcript is spliced from 7 exons.